UUUAGGGGGGCUGAAGUCCCCUAGAGUAGGCCUAAUGACGCCACUGCUGGAGCCUAUCCCAGCUGGCUUCGGGCGAGAUUAUAAUGCUUAUAUUAAAUGACAUAAAAGACUCGAUGAUCGGUAUCGGCCACUAUCGCCUCUCGGUAUCGGAUCGGCCCCACAACGUGCAGUAUCGCCCACCCCAGUGUUUGGAAGUGACAUCAGUACACACCCCCCCGUCCUGCGCACCAAGGGGGGGGGGGGUGGAGGGUGCGUGCAGAAAGCAUGCGUGCGUGGACCGAGCCGCUCGGCACAGAGAGACGCCAUGGGGAUGGCCGGCGACGACCUGCUGGUGACACUCCAGAUCUUACCCGCGUUCUUUUCCAACUGUCUCUUCCUGGCGCUAUACGACUCCACGGUGCUGCUCAAGCGCAUCGUGUCGCUGCUGAGCCGCUCCGGGGCGGCCGGCUCCUCGGGCGAGUGGCGCCGCAUGCUGACGACGGCGGGGCUUCGCUCCAUCUGGAAUAGCUUCCUGCUGGACGCCUACAAACAGGUGAAACUCGGCUGCGAGGCCCCCAACUCCAAAGUGGUCAAGGUGCCAGAUUGUCCCCACUGGCUUCACACCGUGAGCACUUUACCGAAUGAGCACCCGGAUGCUUCGCUCCGAAACUGGGACGAAUGCCGCCUCCUGGAUUUUGAGUCAUCGGAUCGCCCCCUGGUGAUGAACUUCGGUUCGGCCACCUGACCCCCCUUUGUCAGCCACCUGCCAGCUUUCCGGCGGUUGGUGGAAGACUUCAGCGAUGUCGCUGAUUUCCUCUUGGUGUACAUUGACGAGGCUCAUCCGGCUGACGGCUGGGUGGCCCCCCACAUGGGCUCCUGCUCGUUCAGCGUGCGGAAGCAUCGGAGUUUAGAGGAGAGGCUCGGAGCGGCGCGCAAGCUCAUGGAUCACUUUUCCCUGCCGCCGCAGUUACAGCUGGUGGCCGACUGCAUGGACAACAACGCUAACGUGGCUUACGGGGUGUCCAAUGAACGGGUGUGCAUCGUACAACACAGAAAGGUUAGCUACCUCGGUGGCAAGGGGCCUUUCUUCUACAAUUUGAAGGAUGUGCGACAAUGGCUGGAGGAAAUCUACGGUAAACGGUAGACGGAUGAAGAAAUAACCAUUUUAUGCAUUUCGGACUUUAGAAGUUGAUAACGGACUGAAUUAACUUCCCUGUCGCCCAUUUCAUGCUGCUAAGACAUUCUUUUGGAAAUUUAAGGCUUUUGCUUUUUAAAUAUGUUUUGUGCACUGUAAGCCAGUAUUUUUAAUAUUUUUUUUUUUGCCCUUUCUUGUCCAAUGGAACCGGUUUAAGCUAACCCUGUUUAUCGUCACCCAACUCUUCAAGUCCUCCUUCUUAUUACUUCUUAUGACUCAAAAGUGCCGAAAAAAUGUCGACAUUCACUCUUGACCGCUUUUCCGGCCAUCCAUAUUCUAUACUCACGUGGGUCGCGGGGGUACGCUGGUGCCUUGCCCAGCUGACUUCGAGGAGCAAGAGGAGUUGUGCACCCUGGACAUAAAAUGUCAUACCCAAAAAGGUCAUUUCCAGCACUGUUUAUGUUGACAUGGUAUCGCUAACAGAUUCAUAAAAAUGAAUGAAGAUGGGUGGGGGGGGGGGGGGUGAAAAGGAGCUUCAAACGUAGGACCAAAGGUCUUUUCUUCUUCGGUGGUAGACUUCUUACCCCAGGCCCACCUUAGCUUUAGCUACCAAGGCUCAACGGCACAACGGAAAGAAUCCAUUUGGGGUCGAACUUUUAUUCCGGACGCCGGAGCACUCUCUGGUCAAGCUUUCUUGGCUUUCUGCAGCCAUAGCGGAGCUCGUUGUCGGAGUCCGGUAGACGCAAUCUGGACCGGAUCAGGACUUUCAACUACUAAUUUAAAUUUUGCACAAAUGGGGCGGAAAACAGCGUCAACUACCAUUGGUUCAAAAUCUGCCUAUUCUCAUGAAGUCUCUGGGGAAAGCCAAGUGAAAAUGUGCAAGCAGUGACUAUUUUAUGUCAGCCAGUCCGAGGGAUGUCGAUAUAAAUGGGUUCCACUGCGUAAAUACGCCCAAUCAUGAAAGACAAAGUGCUUUAUAUAUCACCGCUCUACGUUAGAAGUCAUUAACGGACUGAAGUAACGGACAGUGUCCACCACUUCUUGAUUACCAAAAUUUGAAAAAAGCCUCUCUUCUGAGCUGGUAAUGGUAAUGGUAAUGGUAAUGGUUUAAUUUCAUUUGAACAUGCAUCAGAUUCCAAUUGAGUGCAUCCCAUAAUCAGUUCCCAGUUCCACAUGUCCAAAAGGAGUAGGAAGAAGCAAAGCUUAUUAAAUCCUACCCCUCCAUCUGGUACUUUUACAAUCACUAACUGUUACUUUUGUUUACUUCCUGCUUUCCUAAUAUAGUAAAAAAAAAAAAUUUAAGUUUUUAAAAAUUUUUGAAUAUUUUUUUUGUCACGAACUGAAGUACUCGGUGAUAUGAGCAUCCAAUGCCAUAAUGGGUACCAUAGUAAGUGUCAAUAUAGUGAUAUAUAUAGCACAUCAUGACUGGUUCAAGACUCUUCAUCCUUGUAUUUAGCAAACAUCAACUGCUUGUAUUGUUUCUUGAAUAAGCUCAUCGUUGUGCAUUGUUUGAUUUCCUUACUCAAUCCAUUCCAUAGUUUGAUUCCACAUACUGAAAUGCUAUGGCUAGCAUAACGUAGUCCUAGCAUAGAAGUGUUUCAAAUGUACUUCUUCCCUGAGAUCAUAUUUCUCCUCUCUUGUAGAGAAGUAUUGGAAGACAUUUUUAGCUAAUUGCUUAUUUUUAGCCUUAUGUAUUAUUUUAGCUGUUUGAAGAUGAACUAUAUCAGCAAGUUGAAGUAGUUGUGAUUUUAGCAAUAAGGAGUUAGUAUGUUCUCUGUAGCUGCAAAUGCAAACGACGUGAACUCCAAAAUAUGUCGACCAAGCAGUCCAAGUCAUUGUUGGACUUGGACGUGUUUUCCUUGCAUCACACUUCACAAAUCAGUCAAGUUUUGGAUUAUUUCCCGAGUCAAUUCAUUGUUUUGAUUAUUGCAUUCAUCGGAUAUGCCGCAAAUGGACCGAAUCAAUGUGAUCAAAAAAUCCCAGCUCGUGUACGCCGCCGUUGAUUUGAGGUACAAUCGGCCACAGUCAGCUGGGAUAGGCUCCAGCGUUCCCAUAAGCAGUAGUCUAUUUCAGACUAUUUACGGUACAGUUUUCAGUCUAUUGAGAUGGAAAAGGAGCUUUCUAUUUUUUCCCAACAUUUUUAUUGAUGAACUGAUUUUCUCCUCUUAAACUGUUUUCACUUUCAAGGUGUCAGAAAAGGAAAUCCCUACGACGUCGACAGGGUUUUGUCUAAUGACAUUCGAGCCCCUUCCUGUGAUGUGUGGACUCAAACAGUGGAACCCAUUUCAGUAGACCUCGUAUGCAUGCAACACGUCACAUGACACGCGGCGGUGAGAGUUUUGGCGAAGGCGUUUGGUGGGAACUUUAUGGCCUAGAAUGUUGUAGCACUAGCAUGUUUGCCCCAUAGGUUGCCUUAGCCAGCGUCCACUCGGUCGGGGUAAAACCGGGCUUUGUUUCACAGUCACAGUCCUUGUGUAAAAAAUAUUUGCAGUAGGUUUUUUUCUAUUCACUGUGGAUGUUUGGGAGUGGUAAGGGAAUCGGACACAGAUGCUUGUUCUUGCUCACAGUGACAAAGGUGUACUGAUGAAGACCUGUGAUGAAAGAGUCUGUGACUCAGUCUCUGGUUGGAUCCCAAAACCACACCUGAUCAACUUGAGCAAGACCAAGCGCAUCUCUUUCUUUUUGUCUUUGAUCUAUAUUUAGUCGCCCGUUUUCAAUCUUUGUUAUUUUGUUUUAUGUGGAGGAAAUAAUAAAGUAGGAUUAAAGAUGUCUGA
This is a messenger RNA of Doryrhamphus excisus (bluestripe pipefish), 3888 nucleotides long. It is a transcript of the gene dio2, whose product is annotated as iodothyronine deiodinase 2. The record is from RefSeq and is a predicted model, not a curated record. NCBI's taxonomy places the organism in Eukaryota, Metazoa, Chordata, Actinopteri, Syngnathiformes, Syngnathidae. Gene Ontology annotation, molecular function: thyroxine 5'-deiodinase activity. Gene Ontology annotation, biological process: thyroid hormone metabolic process.